Xyrichtys novacula (pearly razorfish) is the source of this 1098-nucleotide messenger RNA. NCBI's taxonomy places the organism in Eukaryota, Metazoa, Chordata, Actinopteri, Labriformes, Labridae. The record is from the annotation of a GenBank genome assembly.
AUGACUUUAGGGACGGAUAUGUCCGACAGCUCUGCAUUGUCCGAGGAUGUGGACAUCGACGUGGUUGGGGGUGAUAUUUCCGUUGGGAAGGACGGAAAGUAUAUCCACCACGAGUUUAACUUGGACAAUGACUCGGACGAUAAUUACUCCCAGAACACAGCCGAGAGGGUUUCCUCCCCGGGGCUCAGCAGCUCUGACUGCCCGUCAGACCAGAUGAGUUCCAGCGCAGAGGUAGGCUCCGUGAUGGGAGACAAACCGAGAAAAAGCGCACUGGUGAAGCCUCCUUACUCUUAUAUCGCCCUGAUCACCAUGGCCAUCCUGCAGAGCCCGAAGAAGCGCCUGACUCUGAGCGAGAUCUGCGAGUUCAUCAGCAACAGAUUCCCUUACUACCGGGAGAAAUUCCCCGCGUGGCAGAACUCCAUUCGCCACAACCUUUCCCUGAACGACUGUUUUGUAAAAAUCCCACGAGAGCCCGGCAAUCCCGGAAAAGGCAACUACUGGACCCUUGACCCGGACUCCGCAGACAUGUUUGACAACGGGAGCUUCUUGCGGAGGAGGAAACGCUUCAAGAGGCACCAAGCGAAUGAAAUCCUCCGGGACUCCGGUGGCUUCUUGCCCGGGUUUGGAUAUGGCCCGUACGGAUACAACUAUGGACUCCAGCUGCAGAACUUUCACGCAGCCCACAACCCUUAUCACCCACACCACACAGGUGGUUCAUUCCCGUUCCCCAACGCCCCCUGCACCUUGCCCUCAUCUGCCUCCAUAUUCCCUGCGCCACAUCCCUUACCAGCCCUUUUAGGAGCCGAUUUAAGGAAGCCCUUUUACCCACAACUUAGCCCGUCUUUGCCCCCACUAAAAGCAGACUCCAGCACCCCGAGUCGGCCUUCUUUCUCCAUAGACAAUAUCAUCGGCGCAGCAAACUCCAGCGCCUCUUCCUACAGCGCGCAGUCGAGCAGUCAGGCGCAGAUCCUGGCCAUGUUGACUCCGGCUCUGGCCUCUGCUUCCAACCAUUUGAACCUUUCACAGGAGAGCAUUUUACCUGCGCAGAGUCAGACUUUUACCAGCAAAACCCCCAAUCUGAACACUUGUCCUUUCUAG